CGGAAUUUCAAACGGUUUUACAGCGGUGAACGGUGUAUUUGUGUUGGAUUGAACCGCUUCAGCUUUUUGGCAAGAUUCCCUCGGGCGCGCUCGUUACAUAAAAUGAACGUCGCACUGCGUGCGCCACAAAAAGCGGUACGAUCGAAGUGGUGAGUGAGAGUCGGGUGUCACGGUUGGAGUAUGCUAUGAUAUACGACGAGACAGUGGAGGUGAACGCGACAGAGAUUGAGAGCCCGGAGAGUUCUGACGGGGAGGAAGUAUUGAAGGCGGCGAUGUCCAAGUUUAACCCCCCCGUGCGGCACACCGCGAGACACGACUUCGACUCCGAGAGCGAGACGGAGUCUGAAGCGGAGAACUUCAUGAGAAAUGUUUCUGGAGAAGAUCAGCGUUUUAAUUUUCAGUCGCCGGACCGAAGACCUGAGAAGUUUCCCCUGGAGAAGCCUCAGGACUUGCCGAGGCAGACUUCUAAGGAGAACGCUAGAGAGAGGGCUCGAUCAGCUAAAAAGCGCGUUGAAUCAUCUAACUCUGAGACAGACAGCGCAGAUCUGGAGGUGGAUCGUCCAGAGCCGGCGUCAGGCAGCGGCCGCAAGCGCACCUCCGGCGUGGUCAUCCCGGCGGAGGGGGCCUACGACCCCAAGCACUUCCAGGACCUGAAGGUGCCUACGGACAUUGAGAACCUGUUCCAGUACAUCAUGAAAUACACACCCCAGAAGAUCGACAUAGACUUCAAGCUCCAACCAUUUGUCCCAGAGUACGUCCCAGCGGUGGGCGACAUCGACGCGUUUAUCAAAGUGUCCACGCCCGCCUGCAACAUGCGCGCGCAGCCGCUCGCCGAGCAUGUGCUCGAGCACAUCGACAACUUGGGCCUGACGGUCCUGGACGAGCCGGCGACGGAACAGAGCGACUCCGCGCUGUUACACCUGCAACUACGAGCUAUAUCCAAGACCAACAGCGGUAAAUCCACCGUCUUGACGAAGAAGAUAGAAAACGCGGAGAAGAACUCGAAGGCGAUAGACAGGUGGAUAAAGGAUGUCAGCGAGCUGCAUCUGUCUAAACCGGCGCCUACCGUCUCUUACACGAGCAAAAUGCCGGACAUAGACAGCCUAAUGGAAGAAUGGCCAGAGACAAUAGAAGAAACUUUGAAUGAAGUCGGCUUCCCGCCUGGCAACCUCGACUGCUCACUGUCACAAUACGUUGACAUAGUCUGUGGCAUGUUUGACGUUCCUAUAGCAGGGGAUACUCUCAACGAUCGGAUACAAGCGCUUCAUUUAUUAUUCAGCCUCUAUUCUGCAGUGAAGAACUCGCAGUUAUAUGAGGAGCGCCAGGAGAAAAGUGAAGCUAAUGUCUAGUGUGUAAGGUAGAAUAAGUGACAAGCAAGAAAUAAAAUAUUAUAGUUUUAAAUGUUGUACUGUUUGUCUCUUGCAUCAUCAUCAUCAUCAGCCCAUUAACGUCCCCACUGCUGGGGCACGGGCCUUCCCUAUGGAUGGAUAGGGAGAUCGGGCCUUAAACCAUCACGCGGGCCCAGUGCGGAUUGAUGGUUAUUAACGACUGCUAAUGCAGCCGGGACCAACGGCUUAACGUGCCUUCCGAAGCCCGGAGGAGCUCGAGAUGAAAACUUUUUUUUGUGGUCACCCAUCCUAUGACCGGCCUUUGCGAAAGUUGCUUAACUUCAACAAUCGCAGACCGAGUGCGUUUACCGCUGCGC
Pectinophora gossypiella (pink bollworm) is the source of this 1705-nucleotide messenger RNA. It is a transcript of the gene IFT46, whose product is annotated as intraflagellar transport protein 46 homolog. The coding region runs from base 186 to 1349 and encodes 387 amino acids. The record is from RefSeq and is a predicted model, not a curated record. Gene Ontology annotation, cellular component: intraciliary transport particle B; centrosome; motile cilium. Lineage: Eukaryota; Metazoa; Arthropoda; Insecta; Lepidoptera; Gelechiidae. The transcript is spliced from 8 exons. Gene Ontology annotation, biological process: intraciliary transport; cilium assembly.